UGGUCAUGCACUACGUUAUCUAUGAGGCAAGCUAGAAGGCAGUUUAGUUUAUUCACAUUUGCGCAGACAUGAAUCUGACUGCAGAGAGCCACAGUAUUGCACUCAGUGAUGGAAAUCGUAUUCCACUGCUGGGACUGGGCACCUAUGGGGACCCUCGAACGACGUCCAAAGGCACAGCACUUGAGUGUGUCAAGCUAGCCAUAGAUGUGGGUUACAGGCACUUUGAUGGGGCACUGGUGUAUUUCAAUGAGCAUGAAGUGGGUCAAGCCAUUAGAGAGAAGAUUGCUGAUGGAACCGUUAGAAGAGAGGACAUCUUUUACUGCGGAAAGCUCUGGAACACCUUCCAUCCACCAGAGUUAGUGAGACCAGCUUUGGAGAGGACUCUGAAAACCUUAAAACUAGACUAUGUGGAUCUCUACAUCGUUGAGCUUCCUAUGGCCUUCAAGCCUGGAAAUGAGUUCUAUCCAAAAGACAAGGAUGGAAAAUACAUAUACCACCACACAGACCUCUGUGCAACAUGGGAGGCUUUAGAGGCUUGCAAAGACGCAGGACUUGUGAUGUCUCUGGGAGUCUCCAACUUCAACCGCAGACAGCUGGAGCUGCUGCUGAAUAAACCUGGCCUCAAACACAAACCUGUAUCCAACCAGGUUGAGUGCCAUCCAUAUUUCACACAACCCAAGCUUCUUGAAUACUGUCGCCAGAAUGACAUUGUGAUCGUUGGCUACUGUCCACUUGGAUCCUCCAGAGAUGCAUCCUGGGUAAAUGUGAAAUGUCCUCCCCUGCUGGAGGAUGAGCUGCUUGUAUCCAUUGGGAAAAAGUACAACAAGAGCAGUGCCCAGGUGGCUUUGCGCUUCAACGUCCAGAGAGGAGUCGUAGUGAUCCCCAAGAGCUUCAGUCCCGAGAGGAUUCAACACAACUUCCAGAUAUUUGAUUUUUCACUCACUGAGGAAGAAAUGAAAGCCAUUGAAUCACUGAACAAAAAUAUUCGUUUUGUGGAGCUGCUGAUGUGGAGUGACCAUCCAGAGUACCCAUUUCUUGAUGAUUAUUAAACCUCAAUUUUUUCUGAUGUUCAUCAUUUCACAACUUAAGCUUUUUACACAAAUAGUCAUAACAAAACACAAAACGUGAACUUUUACAUCUUUUUCACAGUUGAGGUGUUGUACUGGUGCUUUUUUACACUAAACACUAGAGGGCUGUAGAUCACAGUGAAUGACAAGGACAAAAGUUAUAAACUAAAAUAAAUAAAUAAAUAAAGGAAGGCUUUCAAGGAUAGCAUGCAGCUCUGAUGUGAAAUGGCAAACUGUGUAUUUGUCUCAUAUUAGUUGCAUAUGAGUCUCACAUGAAGCUUGUGUAAUUUUGAAAGGGAGUUCAUUGUUUCAAUUGAUUUGAAUAGGACUGAUACAACAAUUGUUGCUAUAAAUAAAGUUUAAAUGAAUUGACUGAAA
This is a messenger RNA of Lates calcarifer (barramundi perch), 1445 nucleotides long. Its product is annotated as aldo-keto reductase family 1 member D1. Gene Ontology annotation, cellular component: cytosol. Lineage: Eukaryota; Metazoa; Chordata; Actinopteri; Centropomidae. Gene Ontology annotation, molecular function: aldose reductase (NADPH) activity; Delta4-3-oxosteroid 5beta-reductase activity. The coding region runs from base 69 to 1049 and encodes 326 amino acids. Gene Ontology annotation, biological process: bile acid biosynthetic process. The record is from RefSeq and is a predicted model, not a curated record. The transcript is spliced from 9 exons.